AUGGGCGCUGGUGCGCUGUUUGGCUUCGUGGAGCUGGACGCUUUGCGGGCGGUCACCUUCCUGGGGCCCUGCCACGCCGCGCGCCUGGCCUCUAGCUGCUCAGCCCUGAGCUUGGCGCUGCCCUUCCCGUGCCUGCGCACGGGGGCGGCCGCGCUGGCAACCUCCAGCUCGUCCUCCCCGGCGUUGGGUACCGCUGGCUUGCUGCAGGCCCAGGUGCUGCGGGAGGCUCUGCAGACCACGGCCCCAGAGCUGCUGGCAGGGGGUGAGGCUGGAGCUGAGGGCGGCCGGCCUGGAGCGCCAGGACGGUGGCUGGCCCUGCUGGCGCCAGGUGGCACCGAUUCGCUUUUCUGUGCUGCAGCGCAUGACGUGCGGCUGGCGGCAGCCGCGGCCGUGUGGGCGGCGGCCUUGCAGCGCCCGGGGCUGGCGGCCGCGCUUCGGCGGAUGGUCGGCCCAGAGGAGGAGCUGCCGCCGCUGCUGCGGCGCAUGCUGGCCAUGAGGUCGCGCUCGGACCAGCAGCAGGACGAGGACGACUUCUUUGAGGCUAUCUUUGACGGCAACAUUGCCACUGUGGUGCUUCGCCUUGCUUGCGGAGCCGACGUGGAGGCUACCGGCCCACGGAUGCAUCAGGGCGACGUGGGCUGCUGCAAGUGGACACCCCUCGCAGCUGCUGCAGACAUCUCCUCGCGGCGAAAGCAAGGGUUUGCCCUUACCAGCCUGCUGUUGUCGGCGCGCGCCCACGUGGACCGUGCCUGCCCUGGGCCCUGCGGCUGGACGCCGCUGAUGCGGGCGGCCGCCGCCGGCAGCGGGGCGGCGGACACCUUGCGGCUGCUGGUGGCGGCGCGGGCGGACGUGCGCCUGCGCGCGGAGAACGGCAGCACGGCGCUGGAGAUGGGCGACAAGGCCGCCGCGCGGGUGAUCCGCGAGGCCCGGGAUGCCCGCGCGCACAGCUCGGUAGAGGUGCCCAGCUCCAGCAAGAGGAAGGCCCAGAGCCCGAACCUCCUGGCCCUGGCCAAUGCCGGGCGGGGAAAGGUCUAUGUCAACGGCCAGUGGGCUGAGCUGGAGGAGCCGGCGCAGGAGGCUUUGGGCCGUGUGCGCCCUGGCGCGAACAAGGUCUCGUAUACUGGCCGGGACGGAACCGCCUACUUGGCUGACCUCUCGCAGAUGAUGCAGCUGAAUGAGCGCACUGGGCGAAAGAGGCCGAUCCGCUGCGAGGCUUCCCUGGAUGGCACAGUGAUGGGUCUAGGCAAGCACAUACCCUCCAGGGUUCAGGUCUUUCAGGAAGGCGGUUGGAAGACGAUGUCUAUUAAGAACGGUGCUUCCAUCGAGGACUCCCUGCGCUGCGGGCAGAGCGUCUUUGAAACCGAGGACCAGGGCUGCAAGUACAGGGUGAACCUGGAGGACUUCACCCUCACCAACCUCAGCACUGGCUGCACCGCCAGCGUUCGGCCCCUCGAGGAUCACCCCGGCGCGCGUGCGCGGAGCAGAGAGGCGCACGCCCCUUCGGUCCUCUUCUCAAGGUACUUCUCCAUCCUGACCGGCUCCGAGCAGGCUCGGACCCUCACCCAGGAGGUGGCGGUGUCCCAGUGGCUGGCACAGGCCCUGCCACUCACCUCGGAGGCGGAGGAGGGUCGCGAGCUGGUGCUGGCAGAGGCGGAGGGCCUUUUUGCGCGCAUGGGCCUUGCCAGGCCGAAGGCGGCCACUCGGGAGGAGUGGGUGCACUACUGGAUGUUGGAGGCCUCAGCGCCCAGCAGCCACGCUUUGGGCAUCCUGCAGGGUGAGCUGGCCAAAGCGACCAGGGACUCACCCAAGGUCAUCGAGACUCUGCUGAAGCUGUUUCUCGAUGCCGACUCCAAUGCUGACGGGGAGAUCAGCGGGCAAGAGAUGACGCAGUGCUGCAAGAAGUAUCUCCAAGGUAGUGGGGUGCCGUGGCCUGGUGCGAGGAAGUGGCUACAAAAGCCAGAGACGCAGCAGGGCAGCCUGAACUACUUUGAGUUCGUUGGGACGCUCGUGGGCCGUCAGCAGCACGACGUGUGGCUGUACCAGUACGACAUCUCAGGGGGCUUGGCCGCCUGGGCUGCGCCCGUGACGAUGUUCCAAUCGGUGGAAGGCAUCUGGCACACCGGCGUGGUGGCCUUUGGGAAGGAGUAUUGGUACGGGGGCCAGUGCUUCGAGAGCAAACCCCAGAGCACACCCUUCGGGGAGCCUCUGAAGCGGAUUUACCUGGGCGCGACCCUCUGCACGCAGGCAGAGCUUUGGGACAAGAUGGACAGGGAGCUGUGCAGAGAGUACACCCGCGAAGCCUACGAUGUCUUGCAGCACAACUGCAACCAUUUCUCCGACGAGGUCGCCAUGUUCCUGCUUAACAAGCACAUCCCUGAGGAGGUGCGCUCUCAGCCGCAGCAGCUGGCGGACUUCCUCACAGCACAGGAGAACCUCAGAUCUCGGUUCCAUUCGAUCGCCAUGAGCGACUCGCUUGCGAUCCCUCGGGCUCCGCUGGCACUGGCGCUGCUGGCCCUGGUGUCGCGUAUCCGGCGCCGGGCGAAGGCGCUGGCGCUCCGUGCGGUGCCCAACUGGCCGCCGGCGCCCAAAGUGCUGCUGCGGAAGGGCGGCCUGGCGGUGGUGCUGGGCCUCCUGCUGCUGUGGCUGACCCGUGGACCAACCAAAGACGUGCUGGAAGAUGACGGCAUGCGCGAUUGGGUGACGAAGGAGCGCGAGAAGCGGCGGAAGAAGCUGCUGGACCUCCUGGCCCAGCUGCCGCUGCGGCGCCUGCAGCGCCUGGUCCCCCUGCCGGAGCUGGAGGAGAAGCUCAAGGAGGAAGGAGAGAAGAAGGACGAGCAGAUUGAGGAAGUUGAGGAGCCGCUCAAGUUUCCGAUCACUGCGGAGUCUGUGGCCGAUGCCGCGGAGGACCUCGCCAAGGCGGAGAGCUCCGCCCCCGCGGCGCGCCUGGGCUUCGCGGUGGCGGGGGCGCUGAGCGCCUGCGAGCUGCAAAUGCUGGCGCGGAAGGCGGCACGGGCGCCAGAGGAGGCCCAGGCCGCGGAGUGCGACGCGCUGCAGCAGCGCCUGCGCGAGCUGCAGGACUUCGCGGAGACCGUGGCCCUGCGCUGCGAGAGGUCCUUCGCCCGGCGCCUGGGCCGCAGCUUCGGCGCCGCGGCCAAGGAGGCGGAGGCCUUGGUGCGGCAAAGGCGCCUGGCGCAGUGGAGGUGUGUCGCCGCCUUGCUGUGGCGCUUCAAAGGGACCCUGCCCUUCAUGGGCCUGGCCUCGCUGCUGUCGAUGGUGCUGGGCGCCUUCUCGGCCAUCCGAUUUCACUACCAGGCCGCGGUCAUCAACUUGGCCAAGGAUGCUGUCACAGGAUCCAAGGCUUCCUCGAGCAUUGAGGAGACGGUGGGUGCCAUGCUGGUGAGCGAGGCGAUCGUGCAGCUGGCGGAUUUCGCGCGGGCGCGGCUGACGCUGCUGGGCAAGUCCAAGGUGGUGCAGGAGCUCAAGGUGGCGCUCUUUGCCGCGCUACUGCGACAAGACUUGGACUACUUGGAGCAGUGUGACCUUUGGCAGCUGCGCGCCACCAUUGGUAGCACCGGCACCAUCGUCUCCCAGGUGGUGGACUUCCCGGCGAUUUUGGUGGAGGCGCUGGCGCGGCUCCUGGCCGCCGUGCUGGCCUUGGGCCGCCAGAACGGGCGCCUGGCGGCCUUCCUCGGGGUGAUGUUGCCCUUGCGGCUGCUACUGUCACAGCUGCUGCAGCAUCUGGAGAACCAGCUGCAGAGGAAUGGCCUGCCCGACUUCAAGGGGCAGAUCAACAGUUGUUGGAGCUGCCUGGUGCGCCCGGCGGCGCUGCGCACCAUGCGCGCCUUUGCGCGGGAGCCCACGGAGCUGGCCGCCUUCGCGCGCUUCUUGCGGGUGCAGGACGAGCUUCAGCAGCGCUCCACCUUGGUCUUCCGCAUGAUGCAGCCGGCGCAAGUGCUGCUGGAGCAUAUGCUUGAGAUCGGCACUUUGUGGUACGGGGGGCGCCUGGCGCUGCGGGGGGAGAUGGCCUUCGGGGAGUUGUCCUCAGCGGUGCUGGUGGCCAGCGGCGCUUUCGAGGGCGCCAGGUACGCCCAGUGCGCGGCGGCCAACGUCUCGCAGCAGGCGCUGGGGCCCAUGGCGCAGAUGGCGCAGCUGUUGGGCCGCACCCCACGCAUCGGCCUGGAGGAGCCGCCUUUGGCCUCCAUGCCGGACGUCAACGCCAUGCGCUGGGACCUGGAGUUCCGCGAGGUGCACUUCAGCUACCACCGUGGCGCGGCAGUUCUGCGGGGCUUAUCCUUCAAGCUCCGCCAGGGUGAGUUUCUGGGCAUCCUGGGCACCACGGGCUCCGGAAAGUCCACGGUGCUGUCGCUGAUCCUACGGCUCUACGAGCCCCAGAGCGGGCAGAUCUUGCUGGACGGCCGGGAUAUCAAGGAGUACAACCCUUUGUGGCUUCGGAGACACAUGGGCUUUGUCAGCCAGGACUUGGUGCUGUGCAACCGCACAGUCCGGGAGAAUCUAUUCUACGGCUGCGAGGAGGAGCCCAGCGAGGCGGAGGCCCGCGAGGCGCUGCGGGUGGCGCAGUGCGAGGAGACCUUCUUCAACCCCGCGGCCUUCCCCAAGCUCUGGCACACCGACGUGGGGGACAGCGGCUCCGACCUCUCCGGGGGCGAGCGCCAGCGCCUGGCGCUGGCGCGGGCCGUGGUGAAGAAGCCCCGGCUGCUCAUCUUGGACGAAGCCACCUCUGCCCUGGACGAGAUCUCCCAGGCCAAGCUCCAAGAGGAGGUGGAAGCACUGCGGAGGAAGGAGGGGAUGACGAUGAUAUGUGUGGCCCAUCGCCUGUCGAACCUGGCGCGUGCGGAUCGCUUGCUGGUCAUGCAGGAGGGGCGAGUGGUGGAGGAAGGCACACCUGCGGCCCUGCUGCAGAGCGGGGGCGUCUUCGCGGAGUACGCGCAAGCGCGGCUCGGUGCAGAUGUUGUGCUGUGCUUUGCUCGGGGUCUCGGGAGACCCGGCGCCCGGCGCGCCAAGGGUCCGGGGGACUGUGCCGGCCGAAGUUUGGCCAAGGGCCGCGGCCGGCCGCUGCUGAACCAAUGGCUCGGCGGCUUCGAAGCAGAGGCCGUGAAGGGACUCGAGGAGGCCCGCGCCGCGGACCUCGCGAGGGUGGAGGGCACCUGGCAGCAGAUUGCGGUGGGCAGUCUGGUCACCUAUGCGCGCGAGGGCCUGCCAUCUCUCACCGCAGAGGUCAUUGCAAAGGAUGGAGGCACCUGUGACCUGUGGUGGUUUGAGGCUCGGGGGAGCCAGCAAGGCACCUUUGUGGAGGCUGCCAACGUCUCCAAGAUGCAGGUCAAGGGCCUGGGCCGGCGCACGGGCCGGCGCCGCAGCCGGCGUGCCGUGAUGGAGGCAUCGCAUGGAGAAGGAUGUGUGAUCGGCUGA
Messenger RNA from Effrenium voratum, 5427 nucleotides. The record is from the annotation of a GenBank genome assembly. Lineage: Eukaryota; Dinophyceae; Suessiales; Symbiodiniaceae.